Messenger RNA from Prorocentrum cordatum, 1283 nucleotides. NCBI's taxonomy places the organism in Eukaryota, Dinophyceae, Prorocentrales, Prorocentraceae. The record is from the annotation of a GenBank genome assembly.
UGUGUGUGUGUGUGUGUGUGUGUGUGUGUGUGCUCACGGUGCCCCCAGAGGCAGCAGCCGGUCGAGCCGCGGUGGCAGGCCCGUGCGGCGCAGCAGAGGAUCGCCGGGUGGAGGGCCGGCGCGGUGGGGUUGGAGCUGCAGCGGGGUGAGCUCGCGGGCAACGCGCCGGCGCCACCGGAGAGCGCCGGGCCCGCCACCCCCGGCGCUCCAGCUAUCACCACGCUCGUGAUCAGCAACAUCCCGAUGGAUGCGACGCAGAGAGACCUCUUGGGCAUGAUCGACCGAACGGGCUUCGCGGACCGCUACGACUUCGCUUACAUGCCGAGAGAUUUCGAAGCCGGGACCGCCAAGGGGUACGCCUUCGUGAAUUUUGACACGCCCAGGACUGCUCGCGAGUUCUUCAGCACGUGGGACGGGUCGCAGCUGAUCAGGGCUGGAGCCGCCGCGCCCGUCCUCGAGGUGAGGGCGUCGGCGCUGCAGGGCUACGGAGAGAACGCCAGGAGGUGGACAGCGAGGCGGCUGCUCCGCACGAAGAACCCCGAGUUCCGCCCCUUCAUCGCCGAGAGGCCGGCUGCCGGAUAGACGGUCGUUGUGUCGAAGAGGCCAGCUGUGCCGGUUGCCAGUGGCCGGCGGUCGACCAGCGGAGGGGGCAGGGGAAGAGGAGAAGGAGCAGGAUGCCGCGCAACGCGUCCUUUGAGCGCUCGGACCCGCGGUUCGCGAGCGUUGCAUUGAAUCGCAUUCAUCGCGUGCAGACCAUUCGGCCGUUCGUUUUUGUACGGUUCCAAUUAUUUGUCCUUUUUUACAUGACUGAGCAAUUUCUUUCCACACGACGACUCGCUGUGCCUUGAUCUCUGCCACAUCCGCCGUGGUUGGGUUUACCCCAUCAGGAGAUUCAAGGGGUCGCGUUUGCGCGCGCGCGGCAUCGACAGGCCCUUCGGCGCGUCCCUUCGCACCGCUGGGCCGUCUUGCAGGCAACCUCCGAGCUUCGUCGCGUUUCCAGGGCCGCCCUGGUCAUUGUCGAGCUUCUUCCGUGUCCCCAUGAGCGGAGGAGCAGCGAGAUUACUGCCUUCACUGAUUUUGCCUCAUCAGUUCCAUGCCCAAGUGGACCCCGCAAUUGAUGUUGCGGUUCCAAGGGGUGCUGGGGCGUCCCUAACGCUCGUUCGGCCGCUGCCGAACUCACUGUGCAGGCGGCUCGCGAGAAAAGAGAGAUGGGAAGAGAAGGAGCUUUGUAAGCCCCGGAAACGGCAAGGCCGUUUUUUCACAGAUUUUUUAUGCCCCUUGAA